Molecule: messenger RNA, 3695 nt
Organism: Portunus trituberculatus (swimming crab)
Lineage: Eukaryota; Metazoa; Arthropoda; Malacostraca; Decapoda; Portunidae
Product: trichohyalin-like
Exons: 2
Coding region: 285-3695 (1136 amino acids)
Source: RefSeq, a predicted model, not a curated record
AUCAGACCACCACUGGAAAAAUAGAUAAAACUAAACAAAAAGAAAAUGAGAAAAAAUAAAGAAGAAAAAUGAGAAACAAGUUAAUGGACCGUUAGAGAGACGUACUGUUAAUGGUCGUACAAAACAAAUCAACGUGGUUUAAAUGCCCACCAUACUGUAAGAACUCCUCUCAAUGAACAAGACAUUAGCAAGAUGAGAGGCCGAGACAGUGAUAACACGCCAUGCUGAGGGACUGGUAGAAGUAAUACAGUGUUGGACAAGAGGCAAGAAAGACACACACAAAGAUGGUUGGUCCAGUCUUAUCAGGGCCCAUUAUUGGAUCCACCCGGGGCUCUGAGGUGGGUGGCCGGCCGCAGCCCCUCACACACCCUAGACUGGAGGCGUAUGACAAGGCAGUUCUGGGGAGAAUGACAGCUUACUGCUUCUUGUGUGAGAAAACUGUGUUGGGCGCCGAGAUUCUCCUACACUUGUUCUUUGGUGAGCUCGGGUGUAAAUACUGCAACUUUUCCAUUAAAAACUGUGCUGCCUUUCGCACGGACUACCCCAUGACUGGUAAGUGUCAUGGCUGCAGCGAGGGGCACAACGCGAACCGCUGGGUGUCACCAACGACCAAAUACAUCACCUACCACACACGCAAACAUCUCUCCAUUGCUUCAGGAACCCAAAGUCAUGAAUUACCAAAGGCUAAAGUAAUGGAUUCAGCUUCGAAGUAUGUCCGCGCUUUGCUUCCCCUGCGAGGCAUCUACCCCUGGCGGUCUGCUCUCAAGAUGGUGGCUAAGGCAGGCACAGCGAUUGAUCUUAGUAACCUGCCACCUCGUCUCAAGUGCCUCAAGACAACUGGGGCAGAGACAGGCCAGGUUAAGAUGUUUGGUGUCAGUGGCCUUCUCUCGACAGAAAAGUCACUGGUUGUACUGCAAAGACUGGAGGAGAGAAGGGCGUUGCAAUUUAAGUCAGUGUUUGGAAAUGAUGCAGAAGACCUUGGUGAUGAAGAAGGACAGUCAGGGUUAGUGGAGAAAGGAACAGUCACACAAGCAGGGUUGGAUAGAGCAUUGCCAGUGGAAGCAGUGAAGUGUGAGAGAACAGAACUGGAGAACUCAUUUGAUAGCAGUGACUCAGUUGAUAUGCAAGAAAUAGUUAUAAAGAAAGAAAUAAAAGAGGAAAGACAGCUAUCACCUCAAAAUAUACAUGACUUCUUGUAUGAUGAUAUGAUGGAAGAAAUUGUGAAGGAAGAAAUGGAGGUGGAAGAACGAUUACCACCACAGAAAUACGAGACAGGCAAACAAGCUGACUCAUUUAAAAACAGAGAUAAAGACUCGAGUGAUAUGAUGGAAGAAGUCGUGAGGGAAGAAAUGGAGGAGGAAAGACCACCAUCACCACAUAAAUCACAGACCUUAAUGAAAUAUGAGACGAACGAAGUGGCUCAUCAAGAAGAGAAGAAAGAACACAGAAUCUCACUACAAGAACUAGGAAAAAGUGAUGAGGGGAAGAUUAAACAAGAGAACACACUUGGUUGUAUAGGAGAAACUGGUGCUGUUGUGAAAAAGUCAAUAUUGAGGUUUGUAAGGAAGGAAAACAAGAGAAUAACAUUAAUACAACCAAGACAACAUGAAUUUGAGAACUUUGAACAGGUUAAAGUAGAAAACACCAUUGAAAACACACAAGACAUGGCUGGAGAGAGAACAGAGAAUAUAGAUACCAAGAAGAAGAAAAUAAAUGUUGAAAACACAGAAAUUAAGCUUGAAAACAUAGAAAAUGCACAAGAGAACACACAAAAUAUGGCUGAAGAGAGAACAGAGAACAGUCAGAACACUCACACCAAGAAGAAGAGGAAGGAGGAAAAGGAAAUAAAGAUUGAAAACACAGAAAUUAAGCUUGAAAACAUACACAAUUCACUUGAUAACGAAGACAGAGACUUAAAUGAUAUGAUGGAGGAAAUUGUGAAAGAAGAGAUGGAGGUGGAAGAACAACUGCCACCACAGAAAUAUGAGACAGAUGAACAAGAACAGGCUGACUCAUUUGAAGACAAAGAUAGAGACUCAAAUGAUAUGAUGGAAGACGUUGUGAAGGAAGAAUUAGAGGAGGAAAGACAUUUAUCACCUCAAAAUAUACAGGACUCAUUGUUUGAUGAUAUGAAGGAAGAUGUAAAGGAAGAAAGGAAAGUGGAAAGGUCAUUAUCACCACAGAAACAUGAGACAGACGGACAAGAACAAGCUGACUCACUUGAAAACAUAGAUAGACACUCAAAUGAUGUGAUAGAAAAUGCUGUGAGGGAAAUAAUGAAGGAGAAAGAACAAUUAUUACCACAGAAACAUGAGACAGACGGACAAGAACAAGCUGACUCAUUUGAAGACAGAGAUAGAGACUCAAAUGAUAUGAUGGAAGACGUUGUGAAGGAAGAAUUAGAGGAGGAAAGACAGUUAGCACCACAGAAAUCACAGAGCUUGGUGAAAUGUGAGACAAGUGCAGUGGGUGAUUUGGAAGAGGAGAAACACAGAAUCUCACUACAAGAACUAGGAAAAAGUGAUGAGGAGAAGAUAAAACAAGAGAACACACUUGGUGAUAUAGGAGAAACUGGUGCUGUUGUGAAAGAGUCAAUAUUGAGCAAGAAAAACAAAACAAUAACGUCAACACAAAUAACACAACACAAAUCUGAGAACUUUGAACAGGUUAAGGUAGAAAACACCAUUGAAGACACACAAGACAUGGGCGAAGAGAGAACAGAGAACAUAGAUACCAAGAAACACAGGGAGGAGAAGAAGAAGAAGGUAAAGAUUGAAAACACCUUUGAAAAUGCAGAGAUUAAAAUAGAAAACACACAGAAUAUAUUAGAAACCACACAAGAAAGAUACCAAGAUACCAAGAAACACAAGAAGAAAAAGAUGAUAAAGAUUGAAAACACUUUUGAAAAUGCAGAAAUUAAGGUAGAAAACACACAGAAUGCCUUAGAAAACACACAAGACAUGGAUGAAGAGACAACAGAGAACAUAGAUACCAAGACACACAAUAAAGAAAAGAGGAAGAAGAUGAUGAUAAAGAUUGAAAACACCUUUGAAAACACAGAGAUUAAAAUAGAAAACACACAUAACACACUAGAAAACUCACAGAAAAUGCCUGAAGAGAGAACAGAGAACAUAGAUACCAAGAAACACAAGAAGAAGAUGAUAAAGAUUGAAAACACCUUUGAAAACACAGAAAUUAAACUAGAAAACACACAGAAUGUCUUAGAAAACAUACAAGACAUGGAUGAAGGGAGAACAGAGAACACAGACACCAAGAAACACAAGAAGAAGACGAAGAAGAUGAUAAAGAUUGAAAACACCUUUGAAAACACAGAAAUUAAACUAGAAAACACACAGAAUGCCUUAGAAAACACACAAGACAUGGAUGAAGGGAGAACAGAGAACACAGACACCAAGAGACACAAGAAGAAGACGAAGAAGAUGAUAAAGAUUGAAAACACCUUUGAAAAUGCAGAGAUUAAACUAGAAAACACACAGAACAUCUUAGAAAACACACAGGAAAUGCCUGAAGAGAGAACAGAGAACAUAGAUACCAAGAAACACAAGAAGAAGAAGAUGAUAAAGAUUGAAAACACCUUAGAAAACACAGAGAUUAAACUAGAAAACACACAGAAUGUCUUAGAAAACACACAGGAAAUAGCUGAAGAGAGAACAGAGAACAUAGAUGCACCUUAG